This is a messenger RNA of Lolium rigidum, 1171 nucleotides long. RefSeq names its product glutathione S-transferase Z1-like. The record is from RefSeq and is a predicted model, not a curated record. Gene Ontology annotation, molecular function: glutathione transferase activity; maleylacetoacetate isomerase activity. Gene Ontology annotation, cellular component: cytoplasm. Gene Ontology annotation, biological process: L-phenylalanine catabolic process; glutathione metabolic process. Lineage: Eukaryota; Viridiplantae; Streptophyta; Magnoliopsida; Poales; Poaceae. The coding region runs from base 74 to 742 and encodes 222 amino acids. The transcript is spliced from 9 exons.
CACUGACCACUGCUCCAUUCAGCUUCCGGCUGCUCUACGCCUCUGAGAAGCGAAGCUACCAGAGCUACUGCGAAUGGCGGAGCCGUGCGCGCCGGCGUCGAGGCCGAUCCUGUACUCGUACUGGCGCAGCUCCUGCUCCCACCGCGUCCGCAUCGCGCUCAAUCUCAAAGGUGUGGAUUACGAGUACAAGGCGGUGAACCUCCUCAAGGGCGAGCAGUCUGAUCCCGAGUUCAUGAAGAUUAACCCUAUGAAGUUCGUCCCUGCGUUGGUCGACGGCGAUGCAGUAAUCGGUGACUCUUACGCUAUAGCAUUGUAUUUGGAGGACAAGUACCCUGAGCCUCCUCUCCUGCCUAAAGACCUUAAGAUGAAGGCCUUGAAUAUACAGAUAGCAAGCAUUGUGUGUUCUGGUAUUCAACCUCUUCACAAUCUCACCUUGCUGAGAUACAUUGAGCAAAAGGUUGGUACAGGGGAGAGCGUCCCGUGGGUCCAACAACAGAUUGAUAAAGGUUUCACAGCUGUUGAGAACAUGAUAAAAGCCUGUGCUGGGAAGUAUGCUACUGGAGAUGAAGUCCAGCUGGCAGACGUAUUCCUUGCACCCCAGAUUUUUGGCGCAGUAACUCGCUUUCAAAUUGAUAUGUCAAACUAUCCUACCCUCGCGAGGGUCCAUGAUGAGUAUAUGAGACACCCUGCAUUUCAAGCUGCGCUCCCUGAUAGGCAGCCAGACGCCCCUUCCUCUGCCUAGAAACUGCAACACAAACAUACGCUGGGAGUGAAUCAGUUCUCGUUACUAUGUGCCUAUGUUCUGCACCGCUGCUUCAAGCCCUGUAACAAUAAGCACUAAACUUCCUGCGCAAAGUGCAAGAUAGCUGCGCUGUAGUCUGUAUCGCAAUAAUGAGAUGACCUUAUGUGAUCGAUACUUCUGUAGUCUUUGGAUGUCUUCUACUAACUCUAUCCACUAAAAGGAUGUUGUAAGUUUGUGUAAAUUUAGAUGUAUCUAGUGUAUAGAUACAUUCGAAUUCAGACAAAUUUUCGACAUUCUUUUAUGGAGGGGGGGAGUAUAUCGCACCGUUUUGUGUUCGUAACUUAGCCAUUUAGUCUUGAAAGAGAAAAAAAGGUUGUCGGCCUGGGUUUCUGGAACACAUGGAAUAGCAACAUGAUAAUUCUUUGUUGA